AUGAUCCUCAAUACGCAAGGCGUCGAAAAAACGUUGAUUGCUUUGCAGGCAUACGUCAACCGUCUAGAAAUUGCUUUGAUAAGACCCAAUUUUGAAAAUCCCUACCACAUCGAUCAUCUUAAGGACUUUGAUACAUAUAAAGAGAGACUCCUGAACUUGAGGUUAUCCUACGAUAAUGACCGUCGAACUCAGCAAUUUAUCAACAGACUUCGAAUUAAAUUAAAUACGUUGAAACUACUCCUCAAACAAUUAGAUCGAGAUAUGGCAAUAGCUUACUGGACGAUUAGCGUGAAGCCGCUUCUGGCAAACAUUGGAGUCCCAUAUCCACGAACACGGCAUACAUUCCCGAGCCUUCUCUUUGGAAAAGACUAUUGA
Messenger RNA from Caenorhabditis bovis, 375 nucleotides. Lineage: Eukaryota; Metazoa; Nematoda; Chromadorea; Rhabditida; Rhabditidae. The record is from the annotation of a GenBank genome assembly.